UCAUAUCUCAAUCAGUUUCCAUGUUGAACAACUAGUUUAUUGCGUUGACAUGUGGCGGUCUGAUGGGAGGACCACAUCAGAGAUGACAUUUCAAUUCAUUAUAUUCUCUAUCGAUUGGAUUGGUCAGCACAGGAGAGAGAGAGAGAGAGAGAGAGAGAGAGAGAGAGAGAGAGAGAGAGAGAGAGAGAGAGAGAGAGAGAGAGAGAAUUAUUGGUCCUCCCUUUUAUGCCAUUUGUGUGUGAUUUAACAAGCCCGUCUUCAUGUGCUUGUCUAGCCCAUCUUCCACUAUCGUGUCUAGCAGAUCUAUGUGUGUAUGUCCUAGCCGAUCUAUACAUGUAAUUGCCCUAGCCCAUAUGUGCAUGUCAUAUGCAUAUCUAUACCUUGUUAUGCAUUCAUUUUUACUUGUUACAUUUUGUGUUAGGUCUUAGUUUGUGACAUGUGCCAUCGCUGUAAAUUCUGUUACUUUGCUAAAUUCACAGUUAUUGGCUAAUAUCCAAAAUAUUGUGAUUUAGUAUGUUGUUGAACAUUAUGCUUCACAUGGUGUUAAUUUCUUAACGGUUACAAUGUUAUGAUUUAAUUUUGUUCUAUCCAGUUGUGUUAUUUGGCUAGAUGUUUGACCAUGGUUUUUCUUUAUAGGUGACUCCCAUAGCAUCUCGGCUUCUCCGGUCUGUUCCCAUCUAUAGUCAUCUCUGUCCUGCUCGAUCGGCUCCCGUCCUUAUAAAUAUAUGCCACCUUGUUGUUCAAUCAUUCUCAUCGGUUAGAACAAACAACCUCGAUCGAAUCAGUUUCCUCCCUCUCAUCCAUCGUCUCACUGAGUGCUCUCUCCUUAAUUAGGUAUUCCCGCGUAUGUUCUUGCUCGGUUGCUUUGCAUCUUUCUACUUUCUUUCUCAAAUGAGCCUAGUUAACUUGUACAGUAACUGAUUUUUUUAGCCUAUAUAUUCCACCCUCGGUGAGGCUCAUACUGACAUACAUACUCUAUACUCUCUCAAACAAUUCUGUUUCUAGGCUCCGAGACCAUGGGCAGCAGCAACACCCUGUCGUCGGUGCGCGAGAUACGGCGCUCACAGCGUGCGGAUGGGCCUGCAGCCGUUCUCGCCAUCGGCACGGCGAACCCGGCCAACUGCGUGUCCCAGGAGGAGUACCCGGACUACUACUUCCGAGUCACCAAGAGCCAACACCUCACUGACCUCAAAAAACAACUCAAGACCUUCUGCGAGAUGACAUCAACGGAGAAGCGCUACUUCCACCACACGGAGGAGCUGCUGGACGCCCACCCUGAAUUCCUCUGCCACGACAAGCCGUCCCUGGACACGCGGCUAUCCAUCGCCGCUGCUGCCGCACCGGAGCUGGCGGCGUCAGCUGCAGCCAAGGCCAUAGCCGAGUGGGGCCGUCCAGCCACCGACAUCACCCACCUCAUCGUCAGCACCAACUCCGGCGCGCACGCCCCGGGCGUCGACCUCCGGCUGGCCUCUCUCCUCGGCCUCCGCGCGUCCGUAUGCCGGACGAUGCUCAACCUCAACGGUUGUUCCACCGGUGCCGCCUCCCUGCGCCUCGCCAAGGACCUGGCCGAGAAUAACCGCGGGGCGCGCGUGCUUGUGGCCUGCGUCGAGCUCACGGUCAUCAACUUCCGCGGCCCCGAGGAGGCGUACCCACACAAGCUCAUCAGCCAGGCAGCCUUCGGCGAUGGCGCCGGCGCGGUCAUCGUCGGCGCUGACGCCGUGCACCCCGUGGAGCACACGCUCUUCGAGAUGGUAUCGGCCUCGCAGACCACGAUACCAGCAACCGACGGCGUGCUCAACAUGCAGCUCACCGAAGCCGGCCUCGACGGCCACAUCUUCACCAGGGAGCUCAUUCCUCUAGCGGCACAGCACAUCGAGCAGUGUCUCAUGGAUGCUUUCCAGCCGUUUGGAAUCAUGAGCGAUGGCACCAAAUGGAACGAUAUGUUCUUUGUGGUGCACCCUGGCAUCCGUGGAAUAAUAGAUCACAUCGACGGGGCUCUCCGGCUGGAUCCCGGGAAGCUGGCCGCGAGCCGGACUGUGCUGAGAGACUACGGGAACAUGCUUGGUGCCACGUUGAUCUUCGUGCUCGACGAGCAACGGAUGCGGAUGGAGGAGGACGGAGAGCGGGGUGAGUGGGGUGUGAUGAUGGGAUUUGGACCGGGGUUUACAGUUGAGACCAUGGUGCUGCAUGCAGUGGCCAGCAACCUGCACAGCAAAAAUUGACCAUCCUCCGAUUCAUAAGCUACUUCUGUGAUAUAUAAUUUGCAACUAAAAUAAACAAGUUCAAUUACAAACGUUCAAAUUGUAGAACUUUCUCUCUAGGGCAUCACAAUAAAAAAGCUCAAACAUGGCCUAGCUGAAUACUCGGGUGAAAAGUUUGGGAGCGACUGGACAUCAAUCGACUGAACAUAAUACUUGAGUCAGUCACUUUUUGCAUGUUUAUGAUUCUUUGGGCGGUAACCAUUGGAUGAGUAACGCCGCAGCCGUAAGAGCUGAUUCAUGCAACGACCAUUCUCCUGCAUGUUGUCGCGUCAAUGCCAAAGCAACUUAAUUGCGGUUUACAGAUGCAUGCAUAGACAGAAGACAACUCCAUAUAUAUACUCCCCAUCGACGUAUGUAUGUAAACAAAAAAAAGCAAAUACAAAUUUGGAGGUAUAUAAAAUAAGUUUCAAAGAAGGAAUGAAUUAGUGUCAUUGUAUUACCCUUAAAUAAGAGACAAAGUAAAAUAAAAACUUAAAACUAAAAAUUUGUCAAGAUUAGUACAAAAAUUGCACUUUUUAUAAUAUGUACGAAGAAACAUAUUGUAGUGAAAUUUCCAUACUCUAAUAUAAUGUAUACAUGUAGUACUUGUGUGCAUCACACUCAACAUCCAAAAAUACGCAUAAAGAAAAAAGAAAACUCAACAAAAAAACAAAAAACAAAAGCUAAAACCCACAAAAAAAAA
Molecule: messenger RNA, 2943 nt
Organism: Aegilops tauschii subsp. strangulata
Lineage: Eukaryota; Viridiplantae; Streptophyta; Magnoliopsida; Poales; Poaceae
Product: bisdemethoxycurcumin synthase-like
Biological process (GO): polyketide biosynthetic process
Molecular function (GO): acyltransferase activity, transferring groups other than amino-acyl groups
Source: RefSeq, a predicted model, not a curated record